ACUAGUUGGAACGAGAAUUGGUCUAUUCGUUUGGGAACAGCCAUCGAUGCCAUCUUCUGAAGAAAGGCAAGGGUAUUUGCUUUCGACAACCCGCGAUGCGGUGUCCCAGCUGCAGCAUUGGAGGCCAUCAGAAACGGCAAGACCAUUCGGAGAUGGGAACAUAUUGACAGUUUACUCAACUUUCGAUGUGUCUUGGGAAUUCCUUGCAAUAAAGCAAACCUUCGAGAACAAAGACGCACCGGACUUGCUCAAAGUACUAUUUUUUUACCAUUGUGAACACAUUCGAGUCGAUAUCUACUUCCGAGCAGUGGAAAUCGAAAGGAAGUCACAGAUAAAGAUGUCGCUUCUUUUGCUUCAAGAUUACGGAGCGCUCUAAUCCGGCGCCCCAGGGUGCCGAAGCCGCUACCAAGUUUCCUCAAAUGCGAAAAGACUGAGCCUAACAUGUACAAAGUCAAGAGCGCGGUUCGAGAACUAGAGAGUCUUUCCCUU
This is a messenger RNA of Eremomyces bilateralis CBS 781.70, 489 nucleotides long. RefSeq lists its product as uncharacterized. The transcript has a single exon. Lineage: Eukaryota; Fungi; Ascomycota; Dothideomycetes; Eremomycetales; Eremomycetaceae. Bases 47 to 376 code for a protein of 109 amino acids. The record is from RefSeq and is a predicted model, not a curated record.